AUGGCGGACGAAGUAGUGGACGUGAGCAAGCUCGAGGCCGAAGCCGCCAGCCUGGCGGACAGGGCGACCCGAGGCGAGCUGAAUGGCGAGGCAGCUGCUGCUGUGGAGGAGUCUGCGGAAGCCGUGGACGCUGAGAUCGAGGACAUGAAGCGGCGUGUGCGGGAGAUGGAGGAAGAAGCGGCCAAGCUGAGCGAGAUGCAGUCGGAAGUCGAGUCGCAGAUGGGCCACAGCAUGACGUCGAGUCUGAGUGACUCGGGCGGCAGUGGUGCUUCUGGAAACGCUCAAUCGGCUGCCCAAGUGGAAGACACGUCGAUCUACAUUGGCCAAGUGGACUACGGGAGUACCCCCGAAGAGCUCCAAGCGCUGUUCCAAUCGUGCGGGACCAUUAAUCGCGUCACGAUUCUCUGUGACAAAUUCACUGGGCAGCCCAAGGGUUACGCGUACAUUGAAUUCGCCUCUCGUGACGCUGUCGAGAGUGCUCUGCUACUGAACGACACCAUGUUUCGUGGCCGACAGCUCAAGGUCACGCCCAAGCGGAUGAACGUACGUGGCUUCAAUAUGUCCCGUGGAGGUCGGGGCGGGCGGGGUCGAGGACGGGGACGUGGACGAGGUCGUGGGAUGCCUCGUGGAGGGUUCCGGGGUGGGAGGGGACGCGGGUUCCACCCGUUUUACUAG
Molecule: messenger RNA, 675 nt
Organism: Peronospora matthiolae
Lineage: Eukaryota; Oomycota; Peronosporomycetes; Peronosporales; Peronosporaceae
Source: the annotation of a GenBank genome assembly